AAGAAGCCAAAGGAGGGCAAGAAGACCGAAAAGGAUAGGAAAGCGGACAAGCUCACCAUCUCCAAGGAUACCCUUGCGGUGCCGAACAUCACAGAAAUCCUCGCGAGGUUCUUCGCCCAGUGUAAGAAGAUGUCAUUUCUGGAAACGACGCAGCAUCGCACAUCAGAAGCAGACAGCCUCAUGAGGCCUCCGAGCACCGUCGCCUUCAAUCAGAUCGUCGUCAGCAAAAUCACUUUCGGUGCAAGUGGAAUGGAAGUGAGUUCGAAGUUGCAGCACGCAGCGAUGGCCUUCUGUGUGAAGAAGGAAAAGGAUGUACAGCUGUGGAUGUCCCCUGUCCAUGCCAGCGGCACGCGAGUGGGCAAGAUUCAAAAUGCGUGCAAUGAGGCUGUGGUGUUUGACCCGCGAGUGCCGCGCACCUUCAUUGUGGGGAAUGGUGCCGGCAAGGCCCCGAAGGAGCCGAUCUUCGCGUUGACCGCCGUUUUCUUGAAGGGCGAAGUGGUCGAGGAUGGACAGGCCAAGCUGGCGAAGCUUGGCUUCCAGUGCACGGGAGCUAAAAAGCUAGCGAGCCUUCCCUUCGGUUUGGCCGAGCCGAAGGCACGCGUCAAGCUGAGUUCGAAGCUGUUUAAGGAGCA
This is a messenger RNA of Symbiodinium sp. CCMP2592, 632 nucleotides long. The record is from the annotation of a GenBank genome assembly. NCBI's taxonomy places the organism in Eukaryota, Dinophyceae, Suessiales, Symbiodiniaceae.